This is a messenger RNA of Dictyostelium purpureum, 2292 nucleotides long. RefSeq lists its product as uncharacterized. Gene Ontology annotation, molecular function: inositol hexakisphosphate binding; translation initiation factor binding; phospholipid binding. The coding region runs from base 1 to 2292 and encodes 763 amino acids. Gene Ontology annotation, cellular component: nuclear pore cytoplasmic filaments; nuclear pore; cytoplasm. The record is from RefSeq and is a predicted model, not a curated record. Gene Ontology annotation, biological process: regulation of translational initiation; poly(A)+ mRNA export from nucleus; regulation of translational termination. The transcript has a single exon. Lineage: Eukaryota; Evosea; Eumycetozoa; Dictyosteliales; Dictyosteliaceae.
AUGAAUAAUAUGAAUAACCAUGUCGAUAAUAAUUUAGUUGUAUAUAAAAGAGGCAAUAAUAUAAAGCAGGUUUAUUGUAGUUUAGAACCCCUUAGCUCUCCUUAUAAAUAUAUAAAAACAAAUAUUGGCACAAGAAACAUUAAUAAUAAUAAUUAUAAUAAUAAUAAUGAAGAUUUUAUAAAUUUUGAUAUUGAUAUAAUACCCUCAAAUACUUCUUCAAAUACUUCUUCAAAUACUUCAAAUAGAAAUAUAGAUUUAAAUAAAACAGCAUCUCAAAACAAAACUCAACCCUUAUCAAGUAAAUACCUUUAUAAAGAUUUUAGAAAAAAAUUAUGUACCAUUUCGGUUGAAAACUUAACUAUUGAUGAUGAUGAUGAUGAAGAUGGAGAUAAUGGUGGUGAAGAGGUCUAUCAACAACAAGAACAAAUAAAUGAAACCGUACCAAUUAGUGAUGAUGGAUUUAAUGAAGAUGACGAUGAAAUAGAUUUCACUGUUUUACCCCCAAUUAGAAAAAGUGGUAGUAUCAAAACAAGAGAAACUAUUGAUCUAGAAUUUGUCAAAAGGGUUAACGAAAACAAUAAGCCUAAACUACAAUUAAGUUCAUAUCAAACAGAGUAUAUAUUAAACAAACUUGAAAAAGAAAGAGAAAUUAGAGUGGCCACAGAAGUUGAUAGAAUCAAAAGAGAAAUGGAGGAAAAGUUCAAAAAAGUAAGGGAAAGAUGCGAAAGAAAUAGAGUGGAAGAGAUGAACGAAUUUAGAAAAGAACAAAAUGAGUUCUAUACUAAUUUGGAAAGAGAAUAUAAAGUUUCUAGAAAAAAAUUUGUAAAUUUAAUGGCUGAAAGAAAGAAACAAUUUAAAAAAGAGAUCGAGGAAUCAAGAGAAAUAAUCAUCAGAGUAAACUAUGGUGAUCUUUUGGUUAAGGAAAGAGCAGAAGUCGCCAAGGUAAAAAAGAAAGAAGAAGAAGAGAGAGAAGCUGAAAGAAGAAAUCAAGAAAUCAAAAAGAAGGAGCAAGAAGAGGCUGAAAGACAACGUCAAGAGAGAAAAAAGAAAGAAAAAGAAGAAGCUGAAAGACAACGUCAAGAGAGAAUAAAGAGAGAAAAAGAAGAAGAAAAGAAAAGAAUUCAAGAUGAAAUAGAACAAAAAAGACAACAAGAGAUUCAAUUGCAACAGAAAAGAGAUGAAGAGGAAAAAGCAAAACAACUACAACAACAACAACAACAACAACAACAACAACAACAACAACAACAACAACAACAACAACAACAACAACAACAACAAUCUCAAACCAUUAGGGCCCCUGAUAAUACAACUACAUCUACAGAUAAAGGUAUCAAGGAUUAUCAAAUAUGUAGGGAUUUUAACGACUAUUAUUGGAGUGGCUAUAGCGAAAGAAAAGAUAUGAUAAAACAAAUUGAACAAUAUCUUUUAUCAGUAAAGCCAACGCAAUCAAAAGAGAACUUGGACUACGAGAAACAAUUGACAAAGAAUAUAAACAUUGCAAUCAAUCAAAUUUCGGCAUCAAAAGAACAAACAGAGAGCAAGGCAAAAAGAUUAACUGAUAUACUUGGUAAUGAAAAGAGAAAUAAUGAAUAUUUUUAUAAAAGAGCUUUAAUUUCAAUUGCAAACAAGUCAAUGGACCAAGUAGAAUCUCAAAUUACAUUCCAUACAGCAUCAGCAUUCCCAUUAUCAGACGUUCUUAUUAAAGUUGGAAAACAGUUUCCAGAGCUAUUUAAAAUUAUAUUAGGAAAACUAGAGGAGCAUUGCAUGUAUACAGUCCCAAUGUACUCUACUUUAAUACAAGGUGAAGAUAAAAAUAUUAGUUUACAAAAAGCAGGCUAUUUAUUUAAUGAAGAAACUAAAAAACCAGCCGAAACUGAUGAAGAAUUCAACAAGAGAAUGUGUGGUUACAUUUCAUUAUUUACAUCAUUAAUCUUAAAAUCCGAACAACCAUCAACCGCAACUAUGUUUGGCUUUGGUUCUGCUGCUACCGCAUCAAAUGCUCCAAAUACUCUAUUCAAUUUAGAUUUAGCUCUUAAAUGGUUACAUGGAAUAGUCCAUUUAAAACCACGUCGUAUCACCUCAUAUUUGUUGGUAGCCUUCCUUUCUCAAAUGGGAAAUAUUCUUUUCAAGAAACAAAAACAAAACCUCUUUGAAAUAUUACAAAAAAUCAAAAGUGAACCAUUUGCAUCAUCAUUGGUCAAUAAAAAAGGAAUAGAGGCUUCAGUAUUCAGACUUCAAGAUUUAAUAUUUAACAAUAACUUCCCAGAACCUGAUGGUUUAAAUUACAAUUAA